Molecule: messenger RNA, 3966 nt
Organism: Symbiodinium sp. CCMP2456
Lineage: Eukaryota; Dinophyceae; Suessiales; Symbiodiniaceae
Source: the annotation of a GenBank genome assembly
AUGGCUGCGCCACCCGCGCUGACAGCUGUUCAACAGGGGCAAUUGGAGACCCUGGCACCAGAUCUCCGCUUCCAGCUGGAGCAGGCGGAUGUGCCCGCAGUACUGCAGGCUAGGCUGGGUGAGCUGGGCAUUCGCAACGUUGCUUUGUUUUCGGGGCUUGAUGAGUCUCGCGAGCGAGUGAGGGCAGCCCUUAUUGCCGAGCUUCCCAUCGACCCUACGGCCGGGGUUGCGGAACGGCUUAACGUGGCUCGCCUGCUUGCUGCAUGGGAAGCUUCAAGGUUGCAUCUUCAAGUUUCGGAGAAAAACAAAGCUGAAGCGCGACUGGGCACACAGCAGCGUCUCGUCCAACCCAACGAGCAUCAUGCCAUGCGGCUGGCAGUGGAGGCUGCAGUGGGCAAAUUGAAGGACAAAGAGGUACCGGCCAAGUCCGUGCUGGCCGCAAAGUUGGAACAGAUCGAGAACAAUCAGCCGGUAGCAGAGCUGCUCACCGAGGUAGCCUCUCUCGAGGACUCUGAGCUUGAGGCCUAUUCGGCUGUAAUUGAUCCUACAACCAACGUGCUCAAGAUUAAGCCUGGCAAGACUCUGACAGGUAUGCCGGACAACCCUGAGGAACUCAGGCUGCGGCAUAGACGCAUCGGCCUUGCCUGGGAUUUCUUAGCUACCAAGCAUGCCCUUCGCCCCUGGUUGUCCAAGAACACCACUGAUGUCUUGAGGAGGUUCAGCGAUUAUGUCUUGGGAUCCCAGGUGGCCGGCUUAGUAGCCGGAGACGGCCAUACACCUACCUGGAGCAUGGUCCUGAACUUUGAGCUGGAGGCCCGCAAGGCUGUGUACCGGUGGAUCAGGGACGGGGAAGCGCUCUCCUUGGAAGACGCCUUCUCGAAGGCCACACAUGACAUGGAGCUGCUGAAUAGGCAUCUCGUGAUACCUUUCUCACUUCGGGCGGUGCCUCCUCCACCCACUGCACCUUCGGCGUGGGAACGAGCAGGCAAGCCAUUGCGAACUCCGGGCAAGCGUACCAUUGCUCCUUCGGCAGCCGACACGCCGCCGGCGAAGAAAGCGGCCAAGCUGAUGAAGACACCGGAUGGCAAGCCCAUCUGUUGGAAGUACAAUCGGAAAGACAACGACACCGAGGAGAACGUCUCUCAAGGACUCGAACCUCCUCCUGCCGUCGACUUUUCUCUCCUUUAUUUGUUUGCAGGAGUGUCACGCCGUGCUGAUUUAAAGUCUUGCUUGGCUGAUGCUUGUCAUGCAGCGGGCCUCACCUUUCGGUGUCACGAAGUGGACAUCCAACGCGAUGAGGCCCAGGACGUUCUCUCCGAUUCCUUCUGGUUGAGAUUGCUCAAUCAGGUUCGUCGUCAUGAAUUCACUAUAAUUUUCAUGAGUCCGCCCUGCUCUACUUUCAGCAGGGCUACGUUUUCCAACCGAUCUGGACCGCCGCCUCUGAGGAACUCUGAUUGGCCCGAGGGCUUUCCGUGGCUGUCUGGCGCCUUGAAGGCCAAGGCCGAGGCAAGCACCAUGUUAGUUCGUCGUGCACUGUCGCUGGCCACGCUAACGUCCUCAGAGAACAUUCCGUGGCUUCUUGAGCAUCCCGAGUUUCUGGGCGCCACGGAUGCCGGCACCCCGGCUUCUAUCUGGAUGUGGGAAGAAGCGGUGCAAGUCUUUCAAGCCACUCAUGCUACGUCAGUGGCGUUUCAUCAAUGUGCCUACGGUGCUGAUCAUCGAAAGCCUACUCGAGUGGCUGGUACUUGGCAUGGUCUGCGUACUCUGGGUGUUGCCGGCUGGCCCCGCCUGGAUCGCGCUCAACGCUAUCGGGGUCCCCUGUCACGGACCUGUGGUCACAAGCACACCCCUCUCAUUGGGACCGAUGAGCAUGGGGACUUUCGUACAGCUCCUACUGCUGCUUAUCCACCUGAGCUAUGCAAAGCUCUGGCCAGCUUAGCGAUGCUGACGCAUCAAAAAACGAUGUCCUCCGAAUCGGGGUCGGGGGAGAAGCAAGUUCAUCCGGCCGAGGCUCUGGCAGCAUGUCAAAGUCAGGGUGAGGUCUCAUGCAACAUCCUUCUUGAAAUGUUUGAGCUGCUCCCGGGCGAGAACAUGGCCCGCGAUGGAGUCACUUGGAAUGAUUCGAAAUCAUUUGCGAUUGGUGCAUAUGCUGUGGGCGGCAGCCUCUCCGGGUUGCGUAGGAAUUCCAGGGUGUUUCCCGGGGUCGCUAGGGUUUUGUGCAACUUUGUGCGGAGCCUGGAUGCUUCCUUUACAUUCACUGCCGUGGGAAUAUUUCGGAACUUGCAGACGGCUCCCCACAGGGACUCGGGCAACGAAAGGGGGUCCCGGAACCUGGUCGCUGGACUGUCGUCCUUCAGGGGCGGAGGCAUCUGGACUCAAGAUGGGGGCGGUCAGGAGGCAUGUCCAUCUGAUCCGUCUUUGGGUCCAGGCCGCACGCUGGAGAUCGACUCAGGUGGACACAUCGUCUUCGACCCCUCGGUGUGGCACUGCACCCAGGCUUGGAAAGGGACGAGGACAGUUCUUGUUGCUUAUACACCCCGCGUGAACGAGUCUUUCCCCGCCGCGGAAUGGGAGCAGCUGGGUGCCUUGGGCUUCAACCUUCCAGCUCGGCGGGGUGCUUCUACUUUGGCUCGGUCCGUGAAACGUCUCAUGGAGGACACCAAUGACGACGCGGUGCCCAAGGAGGAGGACUGGUGGCAGCCUAAGCAUGACGCGGAAGGUGUCCAGGACGAUGGUGGCUCGACAUCCGAAGAAGAUGUCGAUGGCAAUCCCAAAGCGAAGCUGGGCGACGGGGUUCUCGGCACUGGGCCACCCUUGAAGACGCCCACUUCUGACACGCACACGGAGCUGGCACUUCACAAGCAGAUCUUCGAGGAUGCCCUUAAGUUGCUUCACAAACAUGUGGAUGUGAGGAAGGAGAUCUGCCGCCUGGCUACGGGAGGGGCUACAUCGUCGCCGUUUCCGGAGGCACUGGUGCUGGAGAUGCGGAGCCUCGUGAUUGGACGCCUGAGAGAAUGGGGGUCACUGAGGGAUCUCGAGUUCAUCGCCCCUCGGCAACCUUUCUUGUUGGAAGUGAUCGGGGAGCUCUUGAGGGCGGCUGGGGAUCCGGAUUGGAGGCAAUACGCUGCUUCCUCGAUGUCGUUCUCCGAGGGCGUGCCCAUCGGAGUGGGCGAGCGGCUGCCGCGCACUCCGGCCUUGUUUGAGCGGAAAACAAAGCAGCGCAAAUAUCCAGAUGCCGACACCCCCUUGGAUGUGGACCUCCGCGAGAACUACCCCGGAGCCCGAGACAAUCCUAUCCAGCUUGAAGAGCAAUUGGCCAAGGAGGUCGACUUGGGAGCGAUGAUUGUGCUAGAUCUUGAACAAGCUCGGGCACGUCACGGAGACCUCUUGUCUGUAGCCUCAUUGGGGGCCGUGCCGAAACCUGAUGGGUCGCUGAGGAUAGUCCACGAUGGAAGCAACGGCCAACACAUCAACGAUGCCAUUCGUGUGAGAGAUGCUCAGAGGUAUCCCACGGGGGCCGACCUCCAAACGGCUCUCGAAGUUCUUCCUUGCGCUUACUUCUCGCUGAGUGGCGACAUCAGCCGGGCUCAUCGGUUGUAUCGGGUCAGAGAGAAGGACUGGCCCCGACAGGCAUGCCGUGGUGCGAAUCCCAAGAAGGUCUACUACAAUUGUGUGGGGACUUUCGGGAUCGCAUCGGCCUCUUACUGGUGGUACAGAUUGAUGGCGGGUUUGGGCAGGCUGAUUUAUUACUGCAUGCAAGGCGACCCGACUGUGCUCUUGAGCUACGUGGAUGACCUCAUAUGGCUCACAGAGUCUGGUGAUGGGCUAAUCAAGAUCCUUGCAUCCAUCCUUCUUCUUCAAGUGCUAGGUACUCCCUUUGCCUGGCACAAGUUUGCAGGAGGGCUGGAACAUGGCUGGAUCGGCUUCUCGGUGUUUGCAUUUGGGAGAAAGAUUGGCAUCAGCCAG